Molecule: messenger RNA, 1235 nt
Organism: Ictalurus furcatus (blue catfish)
Lineage: Eukaryota; Metazoa; Chordata; Actinopteri; Siluriformes; Ictaluridae
Gene: optc
Product: opticin
Exons: 8
Coding region: 1-1110 (369 amino acids)
Molecular function (GO): protein binding
Source: RefSeq, a predicted model, not a curated record
AUGAAGAAGGAGUUCCGCUCCGCUCCAGUAGACCUGCACCCGACUCUGAGACAUUCUGCUGACCACCAGUACUCGGAGACCAGCUUUCUUUAUAGCCGUCUACACACGCCAACAUCAAGACUCUAUGCAUAUAAGAUGGCACUGUAUGUAGUGGUUGCUGUGGCCCUGCUUGGCUCCUGUUGGGCAGCUCCUCCAGUUGAUUCUGAUCCGGCGAAUUAUGAUGUGGAUUUGGACAUGUGGGACCUAAACAACUAUGGAGAAACCUAUGAGUAUGAGGACUUGGAUGAGGAAGCUGGGAAUGCAGGGAUUUCGUUUGAAGUCGGGACCAUGGCUCCUCCUGCAACCAUUACUCAUCUACCUCCUGCAGUUAUUCCUGAAGACAAAACAGAGGAAGUGACACUUUUACCACAGACCACCAAGCCCACAGUCCAUCCUACUCUGGACUUCAAGGGCCCUGGACUUUUUGGCCCUGACACUGGCCUGGGGAUGCCCACCUGCCUGCUGUGUGUGUGCCUCAGCGGCAGUGUGUAUUGUGACGAUGCUGAUUUGAUCGAGAUCCCCCCUCUGCCCAAAGGCACCACAUACUUCUAUGCCCGCUUUAACAAAAUUGCUGCAGUCAAAGCAAAGGACUUUCUUAACCUGAAUCAGUUGAAACGAAUUGACCUAACAGGGAAUCAAAUCUCCGAGUUGGAUGAGGACACCUUCCGCACUCUCCCACAGCUCCAGGACCUAUUUUUAGCUGACAACAGAAUCCCGUCUCUGCCUGAGCUUCCAGCCACUAUGAGGCACAUCGAUGUUCGCAAUAACCAUCUGACGAGUGCCGGCAUGCACAGAGAAGGCUUUAAGGGAAGUAACUUGCAGUUCCUGUACCUGUCAGACAAUCAACUAGACUACGUUCCUGUCCCACUUCCUGAUAGUCUACGAGUGCUUCACCUGCAGAACAACAACAUCCAGAGCUUGAAUGAAGACACAUUCUGCAACAGUCACGACCUAAGCUAUGUACGCAAGGCUCUGGAAGACAUUAGAUUGGAUGGCAACCCAGUGGAUGUGAACCAGUAUGCUCAGGCUUAUGUCUGCCUGCCAAGAGUGCCUGUGGGAAACUCACACUGAGUAUUAGGAGGGCAUAUGGCUAUUCGAAUGGUUCUGCUUCAGUAGAUUCAGGUAUUAGGAGAGUCACUGUAUUAGAUAAUAUAGCACAUGUAAGUCUUGGCACUAACUGACCAAUCUUUUAUUCA